AUGGAGAACAGUCUCUCUUCCUCUCGCUCUCACUCCCACUGCAGCCAAAAGUUCAGCUGCAAAACAGCAGAAGAAACUAUGGAAUGGAUAAACGCAAUCAUCAAUUUCAUUAGACCCUACACUUUCUUAACCAACGCACACGUUACCAAUUUCUUCACUGACAAAUUAUGGCAAUCCAUUGAUCCUGAUUGGCUCCAGUGCUUGCGCAACGAACCUGUCCAAAAUCUCCUCUUAAUUCCUUCUGGUGUAAUCCAGGAGCAUUGGCCUGAUUCGCUGAAGGAAUUUGUUUUAGAUUUGAAGGCUCUGGCCUUUCGUCGCGAGCAAGCGGAUUUAAAGAAGGUGUUACCGGGAGUGAAUGUGGUUUCGCUCAAUAGUGUACUUUCUCAAGGCAUGAAUUUCAAGAAAAAACAUGAAGUGGAAGUUCUCUCUGCGGUUGUCAGUUCCAUUGCGUAUAGUGUGGGAGCUCAAACAAUAGUUGAUGUUGGUGCUGGCCAGGGUUAUCUUGCCCAAGUUCUUUCAUUCCAGUAUCAGCAUUCUGUAGUUGCUAUCGAUGCCUGUUCUCAUCAUGGAACGGUUACAGAGAAACGUGCAGAACAAAUCAAGAAGCAUUAUGCAGCUCAAAUGCAAACACACAAUUCAGGAACUGGGAUUCCAAAUGUGCCUAAGACUAUCACAUGCCGUGUCAUGUCUAUUGACAUGUUGAAAGCAUUGUCCUGUGUCUCACCACAUAUUGAUAAUGUCAAGCAGCCAGAGUUGAUUGGGCAAAGUGCAGAUGAUAAGACUUCAUUGGUACUUACUGGGUUACAUGCAUGUGGUGAUCUAUCAGUAACUAUGCUGAAGACCUUUUUAGAGUGCAAAGAUGUUAAAGCAGUUGUUAGCAUUGGAUGCUGUUAUAAUCUGCUUUCUGAAGGAUGUCUUGACAUAGCUGGUUCACAAUGUGGUUUUCCUAUGAGUUGUGGUGUUAAAUCUUCUGGUAUAUCACUUGGGAAAAGUUCACGUGAUCUUGCUUGUCAGAGUGCAGAGAGAUGGAAGAGUCUUGGAAAAGAUGCUGGUCUAGAUAAUUUUGAGUUGCAUGCUUUCCGUGCUGCUUUUCAGAUGGUUCUUUGUAAAUAUUAUCCUGAAAUCAUAACGUCAAGUCCCUCAAUUGGCCGUCAAGGGAAGGCUUUGCGACGUCAACGGCAAAGGAGGAUCCUGCAGUGUUCAAUUAAUUGCGAAGAAAGUAAACAUUUAUCAAUGCCUGAGACAAUUUCUCAUAUGCAAGAAAUCUGCCUAAAUUCACAGCCACCAGAAUCUAAAACAGAUGACAAUUCAGCCUCAAUGUUGGAUUUCCAUGGAUUUUCCUGCAAUGGAGGUACCGGAUACAAUGAAACUGCAGCUGCAAGCAAAUAUUUGCUAUUCGAGAAAUUUACUCAGUCUGGAUUAUCUCGCCUUGGUCUCAAACCUUUGCAGGAGACACAUUUCCAUGAACUAUGGAAGGAAGCUGAGCCAUUUGCUGAUCUAAUAGGACCCUAUUGGUCCCUGCGAGCUGCUUUAGGGCCCCUUUUGGAAACUCUUCUUCUGCUUGAUAGAUUAUUGUUCCUCCAAGAGCAAGGCAGUUCGUUGGAAGCAGUCAUGUUACCUAUAUUUGAUCCUGCAUUAUCCCCAAGGAAUGUGGCCAUAAUUGCGAAGAGAACUUGA
This is a messenger RNA of Dovyalis caffra, 1677 nucleotides long. The record is from the annotation of a GenBank genome assembly. Lineage: Eukaryota; Viridiplantae; Streptophyta; Magnoliopsida; Malpighiales; Salicaceae.